AUGAAGCGAAACCUGGAGGAGUACACGGCAGGACCGUUGAACGAAGAUACAGGCCAGCGAUCGGCAUUUCCGCUGGACGAGCAAGUGGCCGACCUGGACCUUGAAGGGCCCCCUAUGGAUGUCGCUCAGUAUCUAGCCCAGGUGAAACGAGAAGCAAACCAGAGUCCAGCAUUUACGACAGUCAAAGGACAGAGACGUGCCACAACACCCUCAACAUACUCGAAGAAAUACACGGAGAUGUCUCUUGUUAUGCCACUAUCUGUUAUCAACGAGUGGAGAGUGGAGAUCAGAAAGUCAUUCAUGGAGUUACGGAAAACUGUGCAAUCGCAUGGAGAUGAACGACCUGAACUACCAGCUGAUUCAGAGCUACCGACAACAUUUUCAAAAUGGAAAACGUUCAUUUCGGGCUCUUCUUCUCCCGAACCAACACUACAAUUCAUUGCAUCGUUGCCCCACCAGCAAUUGUUCAUGCUCUUGGAGUACUGUCAUAAAUGGCUGGGACCUAAAAUCAGCCGUGGUCUCAGUAUAUGGCUCAUGGGUCUGUUGUCGUGUCUGCCCGACAUUCUAGACGCGUCAGAGCAGGCGUCAGUACGGAGUCUGGGUAAACGAGCUCUGGAGAUUCUACAGAACCCCAAAUAUGAUCGACUGACAGACGUUACGGAAUUUGCAUUGAAAUCAGUCGUCAUCAUUUGUGCCGACGUCUACCACCAGCAUGAUCUCGUCGAAACUGUUGCAAUUAUGGAACGAGAACGUCCUGUUCAAGUGAAUGAGAUUGUUCUUGACUACUAA
This is a messenger RNA of Yarrowia lipolytica CLIB122, 789 nucleotides long. RefSeq lists its product as uncharacterized. Gene Ontology annotation, biological process: spliceosomal complex assembly; spliceosomal snRNP assembly. The record is from RefSeq and is a predicted model, not a curated record. Gene Ontology annotation, cellular component: spliceosomal complex; nucleus; SMN complex. NCBI's taxonomy places the organism in Eukaryota, Fungi, Ascomycota, Dipodascomycetes, Dipodascales.